AUACAAUUUGCAACAGAAUAUUUUUGGGCUAUCCUUUAAGUAAAUUUAACUUAACGCUGAUUGCGAACGAUUGGUUUAAUUUUGUUCACUUGAACCUGCAAACCUGUUUGGUUAAGGAUACGUGCAUAAACUUAAGCAUUGUAAAUUCAGUGUAUUCGCUUCUACGUGUAAUUAGACUCUAUCUAAUUCCACAUUUAAAAAAUAAAAUUGUUAUACGUGUAUACCUAUUAGCAUUUUCUGUUUCUGAUUUUUUAUUCUUUCAUUUUCCUUCGUCAAUCAGUGGUGUAUAGUUGAACUGCGGAACUGUGGAGUUGUUUGGGUAUUUACCCAAAGUGCCAUGAUCUGAAGACAGAAGAGAUUUCUGGGGACCAACUGUGAACAGCUGGGAACUAUGUCACACAGUACCUAUGGGAGGAUGUGGACAGAGGCCCAGGGGGCCCUGCAGGACAUGCUGGAGGAGGAGCUUCCAGCGGUCCCUCCCCGGCCGCAGAAGGACCGCCUCCUGGUCUUCCAGACCCUGGCCACGUUCUACGUGAAGUACCUGCAGAUCCUGCGGAGCCUGGAGGCGGUUUACGACCAGAUGGUGCACCCGCAGAAGCGGCGCGUCGUGCGGCACGUGCUGGACGGCGUGACGGGCCGCCUCCUCGAGCUGAAGAACGAGAUGGUGGAGCUGGAGUUCUCAGAAUUCCACUACUACGACGACAUUCUGCAGGACCUCAAACUGACCCCCGGGGAUCUGGAGGUCCCCAUUCCACGCUACUUUGUGAGCGAGAAACUGCGUGUGCUGCGGGAACGGGAAAAGUUACUGGCCCAAAUUCUCGCCCGUGGGGAACACCUGGAUCCAGCGCCGGAAGUCCGAGCGCGUGCCCUGCCCAUAGACGAGGCGGUGCGUCUGGUGCAGGUGUCUGAGCGCGCUCGACAGGGCCGUCUCAGGGCCAGCUUUAUGAAGGAGAUCCGCAGGGAGGAAGAGAGGUACCGUCAGGGCCGGAACUGCAACGGCGACACCUUGGACCCGAACGCGGCAGCCACCCUCAUCCAGAAGGUGUGGCUCGGGUACAGUACGAGGAAGAGGAUGAAAAAGGAGCGACUGGAGGAGAUGGUGUUUCUGGGGAUGGAGCCCCCUCCGCAGCAGGGGAGGCAGAGCGCUGCACAGGUGCGCAUGCAGCAGGUGGAAUGCACCCGCAGGCUGCUGCAGGAGAAGCACGAGGCCGACUUCCUGCAGGCUAAGGACAAAAUCAAGGACUCGGUGAGGGAGGUGGAGGGGCCCGACAUGCAGCAGACAUUGCAGGAGCAGAUUCGCCAGUGGUUCAUCGAGUGCCGAGAUGCCACUGGGAAGUUUCCAGACUUCCCCAGCAUAGAUGAAGGGGGGUCGGCAGCCAUAUUUGCACAGAAGACACCUGAGCAGGUUGCUGCUGAACUGGCUGCCAAAGAGGAGGAGAAGGAGAAGAGGAAGAAAAGUAAAGGGAAAAAAGGGAAGUCGUCUGGGAAGGAGAAGAAGAAAGACAGGAAGGGAAAGGGGAAAGGAAAGAAGGGUGAUGCAGAUUCUGAGGAGGAGACAGGUUGGAAAAUGCCCCCCAGCAGUUUCCUGCCAGCGGUGGUUGAGGGGGCCAAUACCUACAAAGAGGUGUGGCAGCACCGAGACGAGAGCCAGAACUUCACACAGACCUUUGACGCCCAGCUGGUGCGGGAGGAGAAGCGGGUGGAGGUGGAGGAAGAGGUCAGAGUUCAGGUUGAUGAGCUGAUGAGACAAGAACUGAAGAACCUCAAGAUAAUAGUGGACCGAGUGAAAGAUAAGAAGAAAAAAAAGGGAAAGAAAAAGAGCAAGAAGAAGAAGAAGAAAGGGAAGACUUCUAAGAAGAAGAAGAGGAGGGAGAAAGAUCAGACAGCAGACAGGACGAUAGAGUCCCUGUAUGAAGAGCUGGUCUUAGAGGGAGUCCUGAUCAAGCCAUUGAACGUCAAAUUGUCUGAAUACAUCGGUGAGUACAGCUACCUGGGCACCACCCUGCGCCAGGCUGACAUCGAGCCCAUGCCCUCUCUCUCCGACGUCCGUCAGCUUGUGGCCCUGUACGGGAUUCUGCCCCUGGGGUCCCAGGCGGUCCAUGAGCGGGCCCCGCUGGUGAAGACCCUGCUGCUGGCCGGGCCCGCGGGGGUGGGGAAGAGAAUGCUGGUCCACGCUCUCUGCACCGAGACCGGGGCCAACCUCUUCAACCUGUCCCCGGCCAACCUGGCUGGGAAAUACCCAGGCCGCAGCGGCCUGCAGUACCUCCUGCACGUCGUCUUCAAGGUGGCUCGUCUGCUGCAGCCCUCGGUCAUCUGGAUCGGCGACGCAGAGAAAACCUUCUACAAGAAAAUCCCCAAGCCAGACAAAGAGAUGGAGCCCAAAAGGCUGAAGAAGGACCUCCCGAAGUUGCUGAAGCUGAUCAAGCCCGAGGACCGCGUGCUGAUCGUGGGGACCACGCAGCGCCCCUUCGACGCCGACCUCAAGCCCCUGUGCAAGGUCUACCGGAAGAUCAUCCUCAUCCCCAGGCCAGACUACGCCACCAGGCUCGCCCUGUGGAGCCGCUCUCUGGAGGAGCGUGGGGGCCAGCUGAGCCCUGAGCUGGACCUGAGCUCGCUGGCCAAAGUGACGGACGGCUACACGCAGGGCCGCAUCCUGCGGGCUGUGCAGGCGGUGCUGACCCAGCGGCGGCUGGACCUGCAGACCCAGAGGCCCCUCAGAGCGCUGGAGUUCAUCCCCCCCCUCGCCAGGCAGGACCCCGUCUACAAGGACGAGGAGGAGACCUUUAAGGCCUGGUACAGCAGGACCCCGCUGGGCAAGAAGAGGGCACGGGCCGCCAGGGCCAGCGAGGAGGGGGAGAUGGGUAACGGCCCCGAGAAAGGAGGGAAGGGAAAAAAGAAAAUGAUGGAGGGCAAAGCGAAGGGGAAGAAAAAGAAGAAGUGA
This is a messenger RNA of Anguilla rostrata (American eel), 2941 nucleotides long. RefSeq names its product IQ motif containing with AAA domain 1 (gene drc11). The record is from RefSeq and is a predicted model, not a curated record. NCBI's taxonomy places the organism in Eukaryota, Metazoa, Chordata, Actinopteri, Anguilliformes, Anguillidae. The coding region runs from base 392 to 2941 and encodes 849 amino acids. Gene Ontology annotation, molecular function: ATP hydrolysis activity; protein binding; ATP binding. The transcript has 19 exons.